AUGUCGCACGCGGAGAGGCUUGAGGGCAGCAGCGAGGCGGACCGGAACAGCAGCAUGAUGGCUUGUGUGUAUUGUGAGUCGGUGCUGAAGCUGUUUGUCUUGGUCUUGGUACAGCAACAGAAGAACCUGGAGGGCUAUGUGGGCUUCGCCAAUCUGCCCAACCAAGUGUACCGGAAGUCGGUGAAGAGAGGCUUUGAGUUCACACUCAUGGUUGUGGGAGAAUCCGGCUUGGGGAAAUCAACGCUGAUCAACUCCCUUUUUCUGACAGACCUGUACUCGCCCGAGUACCCUGGCCCCUCCCACAGAAUCAAGAAGACUGUCAAGGUGGAGCAGUCCAAGGUCCUGGUGAAGGAGGGCGGGGUCCAGCUGCUGCUCACCAUCGUGGACACCCCCGGCUUCGGGGACGCCGUGGACAACAGUGACUGCUGGCAGCCGGUCAUCGACCACAUUGACAACAAGUUUGAGGACUACCUGAACUCCGAGUCGCGGGUGAACAGACGCCUGAUGCCCGACAACAGAGUGCACUGCUGUCUCUACUUCAUCGCCCCCUCCGGACACGGGCUGAAGCCCCUGGACAUCGAGUUCAUGAAGCGGUUACACGAGAAAGUCAACAUCAUCCCCCUCAUCGCCAAGGCCGACACCAUGACGCCCGAGGAGGGCCAGCAGUUCAAGAAGCAGAUCAUGCGGGAGAUCCAGGAGCACAAAAUCAGGAUCUACGAGUUCCCCGAGACGGACGACGAGGAGGAGAUCAAGCUGGUGAAGAAGAUCAAGGAGCGCCUGCCCCUGGCGGUGGUCGGCAGCAACACGAUAAUCGAGGUCAACGGGAAGCGUGUGCGGGGACGGCAGUACCCCUGGGGCGUGGCCGAAGUGGAGAACGGGGAGCACUGUGACUUCACCAUCCUCCGGAACAUGCUCAUCAGAACCCACAUGCAGGACCUGAAGGACGUGACCAACAACGUCCACUACGAGAACUACCGCAGCCGCAAGCUGGCGGCCGUCACCUACAACGGCGUGGACAACAACAGGAACAAGGGCCAGCUCACCAAAAACCAGACGGAUGACGGCAUGAGUCCUCUGGCCCAGAUGGAGGAGGAGAGGAGGGAGCACGUCUCCAAGAUGAAGAAGAUGGAGAUGGAAAUGGAACAGGUGUUCGAGAUGAAGGUCAAGGAGAAGAUCCAGAAGCUCAAAGACUCCGAGGCUGAGCUCCAGCGGCGCCACGAGCAGAUGAAGAGGAACCUGGAGGCGCAGCACAGGGAGCUGGAGGAGAAGAGGCGCCAGCACGAGGACGAGAAGGCCCAGUGGGAGGCCCAGCAGAGGCAGCUGGAGCAGCAGAAGCUGGAGGCCUCCAGGACCUUGGAGAAGAACAAAAAGAAGAAGAUAUUUUAAUUCCCGGCGGGACGGCCUCCCGGGUUCCAUCGCCCUGUCCCGGGGCCGGUCCACGUCCCGCCCCACGACCCCAGCGUCUGACCUGCAGCAGCACGCCACGGAGCGACGAGCCAAAGACGGCGGGCUGGGGGCGGAGCCCAGACCUGCAGACCUCAAAGCCACCCUGCUCCCCUCCUCUCCCUUCAGGAUCCAAAGAAACUCUUCACCAGAUAUUCAGAGACUGCUGCGAGAGAGUUGUACAAUCGUUCUACCGCCUCGGUUCAUUAGAGCUGUGUCGUCUGUUUGUUAAAUGCCAAAUGUCAAAAGACAAAGAGAAAGUUAUAUUUCUUUCUUCACUUUAUAGCCCACCGGUGACCGCAGUGGACUUCCUACCCUCAGGCAUUGUUUUUUAAUGUUUUUUUACCUUUUUACCUUUGACUCAGUUACAUCGCUAUCCUUCUUGCCCAGCCAAGAUAUUAUUCUCUUCCUUGACUUCCAUUUAAAUUAUAUAACCUUGGACAUCGGUGUUUAACUCCAGGUCCUCUGAUGUCUUCAUACUUCUGUGCAAUCCUUUUUUCUUUCUUUAUAUACUGUAGCUCUCCAAAUGUUAACCCCCUGCUCCGUUUCACAAUACCCAUCACUGUCCUUCCUUUAUCUCCUGAUGUGCUGAGUGUAAAUAAAGAAAAGGGUCAGAAGCGAGAA
Molecule: messenger RNA, 2067 nt
Organism: Gadus macrocephalus (Pacific cod)
Lineage: Eukaryota; Metazoa; Chordata; Actinopteri; Gadiformes; Gadidae
Product: septin-7-like
Exons: 14
Coding region: 1-1386 (461 amino acids)
Biological process (GO): cilium assembly; cytoskeleton-dependent cytokinesis
Cellular component (GO): septin complex; cell division site; septin ring
Molecular function (GO): GTPase activity; GTP binding; molecular adaptor activity
Source: RefSeq, a predicted model, not a curated record